AGUAUAUAAGAAAUAUCAUCAUAUUUUUAUUAAUAUUGCAAACGUUGCACGCGCAUGUACAUGACGGUCUUGCGGAUCUCGUGAUACGGAGAGCCGAAGUAUCAAUAUUCAAAUAAAGUAUAACGUGUCAAGAGUAAUCUUGACAGAGGAAUUGGCAAAAUUAAAAUUAUUCCCCCUGCGUAGACAUAUCUUUAUUUUCGUGAAUAGAGGUAAUUCAGAUAAGUGCUUCAUACUCGUAAAGAAUGAGUGGAACAGAUCGUCGCGUGCAACGGAGCAUCCUCGUGAUUGCGGGUCCUUAUGCGAAUUGAAGAUCGAUCCACUGCAGCAAGGUGUCAAUAGAAAUGAUAGAGCGCGACGCGAACGCCAAUCGAUUCUGCUCGAGCAUUGACAAUCGACCUUGUGACGUGGUGUCACAAGGUACGUUAUUACGUAAUCUGAAAAAAAGCUUGCCUUGCCUAGGCGCGGGAAUUUCGUUCGUAUAUCCGGUUUAAUCGGCGCCGUGUGUUGAACUUUAGCACGGGAAUGCGAAUGAUUCUGAGAUGAUAAGCACUUGUUCAUUAGAGAGAAAUACACCUGCGAAGAAUUACGAUAUAGUUUAAUGAUGCCUCUAACAGCUGAAUAGAACAUAAAAUUCCUAAAAUUCAGCUUACAUAUAUACGUGUUGUAAUUGAAAACUUAGCACUCGCCUAACUUUUAAUAUUACAUUUAUAUCAUUUAAUUUAAUAUUAAUAUUAAUUAUUUAAUUUAAUAUUACGUUAAUAAAUAUAAAUUAUAUUGUAUGUGUUAGUAACAAAAUUGAAUUUAAUAACGUGGUAAUUUGAAAAUUGCUAGCGCGCAAUUGAAAAGCAGUAACGUCGACAAUCGUCAAUGACAUGCGGUCAAUGCGGUGGAAGCUUUUGGGUCUUUCUGUACGUUUACGAUUCCAAAAAUACACCGCGGAUACCGCGUGAUCGCAGCAGCGAGGCAGCGACAGACACUCGUCGUGUGCGAGAAGCCGGCAGAAGUCUCGUUACCUGCCCAACGCAAUCUAGAUGCUAUUGGCAAGGUUAACGCACGAUAUUUUUAAUAAGCCGCAGCUAUAAAGCGCACGAGUGAGCACGGCCUUCGAGUUAGUGUGAUUCGCAAGCUUCCGAUCGACGUAUCAUCAGCGUCCUAUUAUCGGAGAAGAGUACCUGACGAAUUUCUCGUCGACGAAAGCGUUUGAUCCCCUCGGACAUGUCGCACGAAUCGGGUAGCGGCGCAUCCGCGGGAGGAUCUACGCCGCAGGCGUACAAGGUGCUUAGGAGUGAUCAAGUCGGUAGAUACAUGGUCGCAAGCAGAGAACUGCAGGCUGGCGAAGAAAUCGUAACGGAAAUGCCGUUUAUCGUCGGGCCGAAGGCAUGUACUUAUCCCUUGUGUCUUUCUUGCUACUCACCUUGGCCUCCAAGUCCGAACAACAAACGACUCUGCUCUAGGUGCGGAUGGCCCGUUUGCGGUGAGGAGUGCGAGGAUGCUCUGCAACAUAAAGAUUACGAGUGUCGGGUGUUCGCACAGGCGAGUGAGAAGUUUAAUGUCGACGCCGCGCUGGAAGGAAACAACGAAAACGGCGUGCCACAAUUAGAGUGCAUUAUGCCGUUGAGAUUGUUGCUAGAGUCAGAGAAGAACGUCGAGAGGUGGGACAAGGAAGUGAAGGACAUGGAGGCGCAUAACAAGAUACGAAGUCAAAAAACGCAGUGGAAAUCCGAUCAUGUGAAUAUCGUGGAGUAUCUGAGGAAACGGCUCAAACUCGACAGAUUCUCAGAGGAGCGCAUACAAACAAUCUGCGGGAUUCUGGAGAUUAAUACGUUCGAGGUACGGACAGCGAAAGGAUUCGGUGCACGGGGUCUUUAUCCGACAGUCGCUAUGAUGAAUCACUCGUGCGUCUCCAACACGUCUCACAGUAUAUCGCCGAUCGACUACAAGAUGCGGCUACGUACCACGCUUAAGAUUCCUGCGGGCGGUGAACUCCACGCGAGUUACACACACUCGUUACUUCCUACGAUGUUGCGGAGGGAACAUCUACUCGAGGGCAAGCACUUUGCGUGCGCGUGCCCGCGAUGUUCCGAUCCCACAGAAUUGAAUACGCACAUGUCCUCGCUUAAGUGCAACAAAUGCGACAACGGAAUUGUUUUGCCACUAGAUUCUCUGGAUUCAGAAAGUACUUGGAAAUGUACGCACUGUGAGUUUUCUACCAACGGAAGAGCAGUCCAGAAGAUCCUCCGAAUCAUUCAAGUCGAUGUAGACGCCGCUGAGGCUAUCAGCGGAGCCGAGGGGGCCGAUGCAAUCUUUGAAAGGGAGAACGUUGUAAAAAAGUAUCAAUCAGUCCUGCAUCCCCGUCAUGCGUUUCUUACAAUGCUGAGGCACUCAUUAACUCAAAUGUAUGGCCGAGUUGACGAGUACCUGCUGAACGAUCUGCCGGAUGUCGUAUUGGAGCACAAAGUCGACAUGUGCCGCUUAUUGCUUCAAGUACUAGACGUUGUAGAGCCUGGGUACUCUCGCAUAAGAGGUAUGACAUUAUACGAGCUCCACGCGCCGUUACUCUUCUUAGCUAAAGGUCAGUGGAAUGCCGGCGUCAUUGAUGAGGCCGGGCUGAAGUCCAAAAUGACGGAAGUUGCAAACAUCCUGAAAGAAGCUACCACGAUAUUGACCAUGGAACCCGCCGAUACGGCCGAGGGACAAAUCGGCCUCGUCGCAAAAGAGUCUCUAGCUCAACUGGAACAAUCCGUAAACGAUUUAUAAAUAUUUCCUGUAAUUAUCUCGUUAUUUGUACAAAUUACAUUUUUAUUAAUAAACAUACACACUCCUACGUAUUUGCA
Molecule: messenger RNA, 2834 nt
Organism: Ooceraea biroi (clonal raider ant)
Lineage: Eukaryota; Metazoa; Arthropoda; Insecta; Hymenoptera; Formicidae
Product: SET and MYND domain containing, arthropod-specific, member 3
Molecular function (GO): protein binding
Source: RefSeq, a predicted model, not a curated record